Molecule: messenger RNA, 615 nt
Organism: Bactrocera tryoni
Lineage: Eukaryota; Metazoa; Arthropoda; Insecta; Diptera; Tephritidae
Gene: ND-15
Product: NADH dehydrogenase [ubiquinone] iron-sulfur protein 5
Exons: 3
Coding region: 99-404 (101 amino acids)
Source: RefSeq, a predicted model, not a curated record
UGAGCUUUGACGUUUCCAAAGCAUAAUAAUUUAGUUUAUACGUUUUUGUGCACUACUAUUUCGGAACAAAUUCAAUAAACUGCUUAUAAAUAGUUGCAAUGUCUUUGGGACCAUUUUUGCGUACUCCAUUUACGGAUUUGACUGGAUGUUUGAUCAAUCACCAAACUUAUGAGAAGUGUGGAAAGAUGGAAAUGGAAAUGAUGGAAUGCCUUGAAGCUUAUGGUGUUGAAAGGGGUCAAAAGAUGUGUGCUGAUAUUAUAGCAGAUUUUGGAGAAUGUGUUGGUGUGCAGAAGCAACUAAAGAGGUUCCAUGCAAUGCGUAAUGAACGGCUAAAACAAUACUAUUUUGGUGACCGUAAAAAGGAAGAACUAUUUGCGGAUCCUCCUAGAGUUGAUGCUUUCUAAUAAACAAAAUUUCUUGAACAGUUUGUAUUGAGCUUUCGCUAAAGAAUUUUGAUUUGCACAUGGAAAAAAAUACUUGUCUAUUGGUUAAGUUCCGCAAUGUAUUUAGUAAAAGUAAAAAGGUAGAAAAUUCUUCCGAUUAUUUGUACGAGUGCAAAUGCAUAAAUAGAAAUCAUUUAAAAUAUUUGUAAACAUUAUUUCAAGAUUAAAAGUA